Triplophysa rosa is the source of this 1403-nucleotide messenger RNA. RefSeq names its product tetraspanin 34b (gene tspan34b). The transcript is spliced from 8 exons. Lineage: Eukaryota; Metazoa; Chordata; Actinopteri; Cypriniformes; Nemacheilidae. Gene Ontology annotation, cellular component: membrane. The coding region runs from base 128 to 853 and encodes 241 amino acids. The record is from RefSeq and is a predicted model, not a curated record.
ACCAACCUGCCUUCACAAGGGGAACAGAAAAGCAGAAGGCACGCACAAACCUUACAGUCCCGAUCAGUGUUCACGCUCUGAAUCUACCUGCUACAGUUUACUAAAGGUGUCACGUCCGCUCUUAAAGAUGGGUUGCUUUGGAUUUCUGAAAGCAAUGAUGGUUCUCUUUAAUGGGAUCAUUUUUCUGGCGGGCGUGGCUAUUUUGGGCGUUGGAAUCUGGGUGAAGGUGGACAGUGGAUCCAUCUUCAAUUUUCUACAGAACAUACAGGACGCUCCAAGUGAGCUGGGUCAGCUUCUGAACGUGGGCUAUCUUCUGAUCGCAGUGGGUGCCGUGCUCCUCAUCCUGGGCUUCCUGGGCUGCUGUGGAGCUGUUCGAGAGAGCACGUGUAUGCUGCUGCUGUUCUUUGUCAUUAUUUUGAUCGUCUUUAUUGCUGAAGUCGCUGGAGCGAUCGUUCUUCUGGUCUUUAAACCUAUGGCAGAGAAACUGAUAAAUCAGGUUGGAACUGAAGCUGUGAAAAGCAUCAGACAAGAUUAUGGUAAAAACCAAGACCUCACAGGACUGUGGAACACAACCAUGUCUACGCUGAAGUGCUGUGGAUUCUACAACUACUCAGAUUUCACAGAUUCUCCUUUUGUUAAGGAUUGGGGUUAUUAUCCUCCUCAGUGCUGUAGUAACACUACCUGCACAGCUGACAACUCAGCUGUUCCAGGAUGUUUUACAGCGCUGAAGAAGCUGUUGGAUGAUAAUGCUGUCAUUAUUAUAGCUGUCGCGCUGGGCAUCGCAGCUCUUGAGGUAGCGGCGAUGAUUGUGUCCAUGACGCUCUAUUGUAAGAUAGGGUCAAAACAUGAUUAAUGUCACACCAUGAUCUCACCAAUGACUCCUCGGGUUCAUUGAGGACGAGGACGGAUUUCUGAUCACCUCCAUACGUUUAAUGUACAUCACUGUGAUGCAAUAUAACCUCAAACCAAAAUAAAUAUACCUUUUUGUAAGUCGCUCUUAAUAGAGCAUUUAUUGAUUGCCUUAAAUGUUCAAGUUAAUUCAGAGAGUUGCAAACAUGUUUGAGUUUUGACUGAGGUCUCAUUUUUACUGGAAUAAUGCAAAACGUUUGACUUAGUUGCUUAACUAAUGUGUAAUGUUUCUGUGAGACUGUUUGUAUAUAGUUUUUAAAGCUUUGCCUAUGAAGAAUGUGCUUUAUUUAAAAAUGAAAUGCUUGUUUUGUUUAAUCGUCAGUAAUCAUGAACACAUUUAGUUUUUCCUUGCUUCCUUUAUGUGUGAAAUGGAGUGACCCAAAAGCCAAAUGUUUUCUUACAAAUGUUACUGAUCUAUUGUAAUUUAUUGUACACUUUUUACAAACCAAAGCUAUUUUAAAUGACGUGCCUUUGCAAUAAAGCACAACGUUGUG